GUUGAAUCUGUAACGAUAGAACAAAGUAUAACGACGAUGUUUCAGAGCUCAAAUCAUAAGUUGUGGAAUCUGAGUCCACACUCACAGAAAAGACCACUUUUCAUCUCUAAAUCCCAAGCUCAUCAUCAUCAAAAUAAUGAGCUGAAGCUCAAUCCCAAUCUCAUGGUCUCACCCAAACAACUCAUUCGCAAAUUUAAAAUGGAACUCAAGCCACCCAAGAAGGAAUAUGCUCAUUACGACCACACUGACCCCUGCAGAUUUUUGCGAUGGAAUGCUAGGGAAAGCCAUGAGUUCAUGUACAAUCGACCAUGGAACCAAGUUCUUGAUUUUUAUUCCCAACUUGUCAAUGGAACUGUGUCUUUAUCAGUAUUGUUUGGGACACAAAAAUGUGAUGUUGUUGAUGAUGGCAUUGAUGCUGAGAUUCCUGAUUUUUCGAAUAAAACCGAAUUAGAACGUGUUUUGCUUGCUAAAAAGUCUAGUAGGUGGGCAAGAGUAACAUUCAAAGUUGAUGUUGCUUAUCAUGGUGCUUCAUUUGAUGGGUGGCAAAAGCAACCAGGAUUAAACACAGUUCAGGGUUUGGUAGAAAAAUCUAUUGGAAAUUUUAUCGAUGAGGAUAAAGCGCAGCUGCUCAGAGACAAAUCUUUACCAGUAGAAGGCUGUGUCACUGUUGCCGGACGCACUGACAAAGGAGUCACAGCCCUUCAACAAGUUUGUUCUUUUUAUACUUGGAGAAAGGAUAAUAAAUGUAAAGAUAUUGAAGACGCAAUCAAUAGUAUGGCACCAGGAAAACUCAAAGUCAAAUCUGUUUCUGAGGUAUCUCGUGCCUUCCAUCCAAAUUUCUCUGCCAAAUGGAGGCGGUACCUAUAUAUUUUCCCCUUAAGCAAUGAGGACGAGAGUCAAUUAAGUAACGGGAAUGGAGAGAUCGUCGAAGAUCAUGGAAGCAAUGAAAAUUGCAGCGACGGGGCAGGUAAUGAUGAGAAGGAAGAGUUAGAAAGUGGGAAGAAACCACAGACGUUUAGUGUGAACCGGGUGAACCAGCUUUUACAGCAACUAGAAGGAAAGUUACUAUCAUAUAGGAUGUUUGCCCGUGAUACAAAAGCUUCUCGAAAUGAAGGUCCACCGACGGAGUGUUUUCUCUACCAUGCUAGAGCCACCGAAACCAGAUUGCCAUCUUCAGAUUGCACAGAAGGAACAAGAGUUAUGUGUAUCGAAUUGGUAGCUAAUCGGUUCUUAAGGAAGUGUUGUUUAACAGAUGGUUCGGGUUCUUGUGGCAACGUCGAUAAGAGAAGCUGCAGCAGGCGCAGAAGAAGACGCGUUGAUAAAGCUUAUGGAUGCCACAUGCAGACGCGCCACUGCUCCUCCAGCACCCCCUGAUGGCUUGAGUCUUGUGGAUGUAGGGUAUACCGAGUUCGAUUCUCGAAUUUGUCUUGUUCAGGAAAGAAAAAAAAUGAGUGAAUUAGUUUAGUGAGUGAGAUUGUUCCCACAAAUCCAUUGUUUCACUUUCAGGAAUGUAAAAAUCUUGCAAUUUUACACAGUACUUAACAUUGUUGUAUUUAUUUAUUUAUUUUUUUA
This is a messenger RNA of Cannabis sativa, 1572 nucleotides long. RefSeq lists its product as uncharacterized. Gene Ontology annotation, biological process: tRNA pseudouridine synthesis. Gene Ontology annotation, molecular function: pseudouridine synthase activity; RNA binding. The record is from RefSeq and is a predicted model, not a curated record. The coding region runs from base 37 to 1374 and encodes 445 amino acids. The transcript has 9 exons. NCBI's taxonomy places the organism in Eukaryota, Viridiplantae, Streptophyta, Magnoliopsida, Rosales, Cannabaceae.